Molecule: messenger RNA, 975 nt
Organism: Colletotrichum spaethianum
Lineage: Eukaryota; Fungi; Ascomycota; Sordariomycetes; Glomerellales; Glomerellaceae
Product: putative alpha/beta-glucosidase agdC
Exons: 2
Coding region: 1-975 (324 amino acids)
Molecular function (GO): hydrolase activity
Source: RefSeq, a predicted model, not a curated record
AUGCUGCAACAGAAGCUCACCCGCACCGUAUCCAACAUCUCGAAUGCUUCCAGGGCGAGCAAGAGCAGCAAGAAGGGUAGCAAGGCCGCUAGCAAGGCCAGUAGCCUAGCCGGCAGCAUAACCGGCACUCCCGACGAGGAAUAUGACAACCCACUGGAGAGCGUGUCUCGCUGGCGCCUGACCGCCAACGCCGUGGCCCUCCUCAUCAACUUUCACGGCGGAGGUUUCGUCCUCGGACAGGGCACCGACGAUGCACGCUGGGCUGGCGCCGUAGCGACCGCCCUCAACGCCGUUGUCUUCUCCGUCAACUACCGCCUGGCGCCCGGCUACCCCUUCCCCACACCGGUGGAGGACUCUGCCGACUCUAUCCUGCAGAUCGUCGCUCGUGCUGAAGAGUUCCGCGUUGACACCCAAAAAGUCUUUCUCUCGGGCUUUUCGGCUGGAGGCACGCUAGCCCUCGCCAGCUGGAAUAUUCUCCAGGACCCUGACAGGUGGGGUUACAAGUUUAAAUUCCCAGUCCCCGACAUAGCCGGCAUUGUCCUCUUCUAUCCACUCUUGGAUUGGACUAUGACAAGGCCGCAGAAGCGCCAGACAUGUGGGAGGCCAGACAUGACCUUGCCCAAAAGCAUGACCGACCUUUUUGAUGCAUCCUAUGUAUACCCUCCCCGACCAAGGUCGGAACGCGGUGAUCCCCGUCUCUCGCCAGGUCUCAUGACAGAUGAGAUGAUAGAUCGGCUGCCACCCGUCCACCUGUGCAUGUGCGAGUACGACAUGCUCCUAUUGGAAGGCCAGAGCUUCGCCCAAAGGGCAAGAUCCCGAGGCCGCAGGAUCAGCACACGUGUUGUCAAGGCCGAAAAGCAUGCCUGGGAUAAGCCUCCACCGUUCACGCCAAAAGAGUCAGUCAUGAUCGAGUACAACGAGGCCAUCACGGCCGUCAAGGAAUGGAUGGAGAACCCCGACCCGAAGCUUGGAUGA